CUUUGACACCUCUAUCGCCAUCGCUCCGCUUCAAACGCGUCACUUUGUCUCUCAUCUCCAUGUCGCAGACAAACUCAACACAACGGCGUUUGUUCUGUCCAAGUCUGUCUAUACGCUGGCCUGAGGGUUGAAUGACCUUCGCUCUGUCUCAUUCUUCCACCUUCCACACUAUAAAUACCUUUCCUGCCCCCGUCUUCACCGCGACAGAUCACUAUACGACAAUUUGAAGCAUGGGCUACUCAAACUACCCCAUGUUCGAGGAUCCUGUUCAACGGUGGAACGCUCCGGACUCAAAUACGCUCUAUACAUCGGUUUUGCUUGCGACUGUUGCCGGCGCAUACGUUUUCUUCAAAGCCUUGGAGCUCCUCGGCUAUCCUGUGUGGCUGUGGGCUCAUCAGCUUGUUCACAUGUCUGCGGGUGUACUGCGUCUUCGCGGUACGUCGCUCAGCCAGUCCUCUGCCACGGAUCCCAACGACGAUACUAUGCAGCGUGGGGGCGGCAUCUUGAGCAGCAUAUUUGGCCUGAACAGCGGAAGUCUGCUACAAAAAGGUGUUAGGAGCAUCACGGGCGCACUGUCUACAGGCCCAAGCGAUGUGCCACCAGGAUUGGGCAACUGGGACAACUCGUGCUACCAGAACAGUAUUGUCCAAGGACUCGCCUCACUCCCUUCUUUGCGCGAUUACCUCUCCAAGACUACCGCGGAACAUGCGUCGCUCACCGAGGAAACAACAAACGGUGCGCUAUACGACAUGAUCAGCAAGCUGAACGCUCCCGAGAGCCACGGACAGCAUUUUAUGAUACGCGGCAAGCUUAAGUCUAUGAGCACGUUUCAGCAGCAGGAUGCGCAGGAAUACUAUUCGAAGAUUUUGGAUGCGCUGGAUGAGGAGGUCAAGAAGGUUGCGAGCAGCAAGAGGCGAACCUCUGUCUCCUGGCUGGAGGCUACGAAGAGUCUGAGCUUGCCAGAGGCAGAAAGCGACGAUGAAACAGGAACAACAAAAGAAGCAGACAACGCUCGAACCCCAAUCGAACCACCAAAAAUCAUGCCAAAUCCCCUCGACGGUUUGCUCGCUCAACGCGUUGGCUGCACGACUUGCGGACAUUCGGACGGCCUCUCGCUUAUCCCUUUCAACUGCCUUACUGUGUCGCUAGGGAGAAGCUACGGCUACGACAUCAGCGAGUGCCUCGACGAGUAUACGAGCCUAGAAUACAUCGAUGGCGUUGAAUGCGCAAAAUGUACAUUGCUCAAGCUCAAGGGCACGCUUACCCCAAUCGCCAAUGCGAAGCCUGGAUCGCCCUUCGAAGCAAAGUUAAACGCUGUGCAGGAAGCGUUAGACGAGGACGAUUUCGAGGACAAAACUCUUGUAAAGACAUUCAACGUACCGAAGAAGAACUGGAUACAAUGCACAAAAUCGAAGCAGGCGGUCAUCGCUCGCGCUCCCAAAUCAUUGGUCCUCCAUGUUAACCGUAGCAUCUUCGACGAGACAAACGGUAUGCAGUACAAAAACCAUGCUGCCAUCUCAUACCCCGGAAUCCUGGACCUAGGCAACUGGUGUUUAGGUAGCCAACCGAGCGGUUCACAACACCCUGACAUGUGUCUCGAGGAGUGGCCGAGGGAUCCGACCAAAUCUAUGCUUGCUGAGGGCGACCCUAUGACUACGAGCCCAUUUCAAUACCGUUUACGAGCUUCUGUUACACAUUCUGGUUCGCACGGAAACGGGCACUAUGUUUGCUAUCGACCACAUCCUCAAGCAGCUGGUCGUUCAGACGCAGAUGACGAAGGCGCAGAGCAAGAGAAGGAAGGAUCGAGUGGAGAACAGUGGUGGCGCUUCAGCGAUGAUUCCGUCUAUGCAGUGCCAGAAAGUCAAGCACAUCGGGGUGAUGUUUUCAUGCUGUUCUACGAACAUAUCGACGAACCUAUUCCUUCAGCGAAACAAGAAACGGACCCGAUAGUAACGUCGUCGGCUAUAAGCGAGGAGGCUCCUCUGCCCCCACUUGUACUGCUACAGGGCGACGAAGACACUGGUGCUGCGGAAGUCCCUCUUCCAGAGGACGACGAUCUUGCUGAUCUUGUUCCUCCUGCCUCUAUAUCUCCCUCUGUAACGCAAGAGCAACCUCUGGGUUUCUCGGGUUAUAUGAUACCACCAGCUUCGCUCGACAAUACAGAUACCGAAACUGUGAGUGAAAUGGGCUCAGAAGAUGCGCCUUCCACACACUGUACCUCAGACUCUGAAGCCGACCCACCAACACCAAAAGACACAUUACCGCAAAAAUUCGAGGGGGUUGCACCACCGGUACCACAAGACAUGGCUCCGCUGACGCCCAAGAACACACCGUCCUUCUCACCACAUAUGAUGCGCACAGGUACUGCAAGAGGACAGGGUAGUGGGAUGAGAAUGCCGCUUGUUUCUGCGACGUAGAGUUUUAGUGGAGCGAAGACACGGAGACUUGAUGUUUAGAUGGAGUUUGGUGUUUUGAACAUGAUACCUGGUGCUGGAACAAGUCCAAUAGGCGUUCGUUUCUUGUGAUCUGUCGCAACAGACAAGGAGUGGGAUGGUGCAGAUGGAGGAUAUGAUAGCGCCUAUUAAUUGAAAUCGCAUUGUUCAAGCUUGACAUCGAUCAUCCUAGGUCGAUUGAAAUUCGUGUUCGUAUCCU
This is a messenger RNA of Dothidotthia symphoricarpi CBS 119687, 2652 nucleotides long. Its product is annotated as cysteine proteinase. Gene Ontology annotation, molecular function: cysteine-type endopeptidase activity; cysteine-type deubiquitinase activity. The record is from RefSeq and is a predicted model, not a curated record. The transcript has a single exon. The coding region runs from base 231 to 2417 and encodes 728 amino acids. Gene Ontology annotation, cellular component: nucleus; cytosol. Gene Ontology annotation, biological process: protein deubiquitination. NCBI's taxonomy places the organism in Eukaryota, Fungi, Ascomycota, Dothideomycetes, Pleosporales, Dothidotthiaceae.